CACCAUUCAUCUCGUUUAGUUUAUGGUCAUUCUCGUCAAAGUAAUUUGAAUACCAGGUACUUCCGAAAAAAGAAAGAAGAAGUUUCUAUCCCGGCAUGUGGAGAAGAGUUUGUCAUAAAGUCAAUAGGAAAGAAAUGGAGAGACUACAAAUGUGAUUUAAAAAGUGUUUAUAUGACAAAAUUUAAGACCAAAGAUGUGUUGUUGAAGAAUAAACCGAAUCGUAUACCAAGGGAUCAGUGGACUGGUCUGGUCUCUUAUUGGGUUUCAGAAAAAGCUAAGCGACGCAGCCAAACAAACAGAAACAAUAGGGCCAAGCAAAAGAUGCCACACACAGGUGGAUCGAAAAGUAUUGCUACCUUGAUGGAUGAGAAGGACAUGAUCAAUGAAAAGUUGAGUAAUAGUGAGGUAUCGAACGAGCAACCUCAUCGCUUUGUUGCUUGGGAAGGAGAUGUGUAUUCACAAGUGUUGGGAAAUGAAAAAACUAGUUAUGUUCGUGGCUUAGGACUUGCUCCAACUCCUUCUGUACUAUGGGGUAGUAGAUCUUCUUUUGGAAAUACUGUUGAAGAGGAUUCGUCUAAUGAGGUUGUAAAAAGGUUAGAACAAGAGGUAACAAAGUUAAAGGACAUAAAUGGAAAACAAAAUGAAGAAAUGAGUUUGGUGAAACAAUAUCAAGAGAAGUUGCUAUCUGAAUUAGCAUGGGUGAGAAAAGCCUUGAGCAGAAAUGGUCCUAAUGAGUUACCUAUACAUCAUAAUAUCAAUGGAAUUUCAGAUGACCAGGUAAGUCAAUUUUAAACGGCCAUGAGCGACUACAACAAUCACCACAGAUGCUGUUUAGAGGAGAUAAUGUUGCUGAAAAAUUUCCAUCUUCUCACGGUCAUACAGUAUGAUGUUCGAAUAGCACGUGGAAGAUUCAAUAUUAUGCAGCGUUGCGAAACUGUUGGACUGUGCAUUUAGAAAUUUGUUACUGCAAGUAUUGGAUAGGAAUAGUUACAAGGACAUUAACUAUUUAGUUUAGACACAUAAUAUUAUUUUUUAAUUCGUUGAUUACAUUAGUAUUAUGAAUUAGUACUUGCUUUGAUUUAUCUUGAGUUAGUGAAAUAUAUUAUAUUUUUAUAAA
Messenger RNA from Lycium ferocissimum, 1117 nucleotides. RefSeq lists its product as uncharacterized. Lineage: Eukaryota; Viridiplantae; Streptophyta; Magnoliopsida; Solanales; Solanaceae. The coding region runs from base 172 to 792 and encodes 206 amino acids. The record is from RefSeq and is a predicted model, not a curated record. The transcript is spliced from 7 exons.